Messenger RNA from Colius striatus (speckled mousebird), 5545 nucleotides. It is a transcript of the gene OSBPL1A, whose product is annotated as oxysterol binding protein like 1A. NCBI's taxonomy places the organism in Eukaryota, Metazoa, Chordata, Aves, Coliiformes, Coliidae. Gene Ontology annotation, cellular component: membrane; intracellular membrane-bounded organelle; cytosol. The coding region runs from base 110 to 2983 and encodes 957 amino acids. The record is from RefSeq and is a predicted model, not a curated record. Gene Ontology annotation, molecular function: protein binding; cholesterol binding. The transcript is spliced from 28 exons.
CUGCCAGGAGCGCGUUUGGGGGGGUGGGGGUGUCACCGCUUUCCCCCCUCGGAGCCUCUCACAGCGUGACCCGGGAAGCCGUUCGCCGCGCAGGGGAGCGGCCCAAAACAUGAGUACUGAAGCAGAACAACAGCUUCUCCACGAUGCUAGAAAUGGAAAUGCUGAAGAAGUUAAACAGCUGUUGGAUACCAUGGACAAAGGAGAAAUAAGCUUUGAUAUCAACUGUAAAGGCAGAAGUAAGUCUAAUAUGGGCUGGACACCUCUUCACCUUGCUUGCUACUUUGGACAUGCCAUUGUGGUAGAGGAUUUGCUCAAGGCUGGUGCAGAUGUGAACGUGCUGAAUGACAUGGGGGACACUCCACUCCAUCGUGCAGCUUUCACAGGGCGUAAGGAGGUGGUGAUGUUACUCUUGCAGCAUAAUGCUGAUACUUCUAUUGUUAAUGGGAGUGGAGAGACUGCAAAAGAAGUUACUCAUGAUAAAGACAUAAGGAAUAUGUUGGAAGCAGUGGAAAGGACACAGGAAAGAAAACUGGAAGAACAACUCUUGGGAGCAGCAAGAGAAGGGGAGACGGGGAAACUGACUGCUUUGUUGAACAAGCCCAAACCACCUGAUAUCAACUGUACCGAUCAGAUGGGGAACACACCAUUGCAUUGUGCAGCUUACCGUGCUCAUAAGCACUGUGCAUUGAAACUUCUAAAAAAUGGAGCAGAUCCUAAAAUAAGAAACAAAAAUGAUCAGACACCCUUUGAUCUAGCCCAAGGUACAGAAAUGAAACUGAUACUGGGAGGUAAAACUGGAAAGGUUAUCAACAAACCCCUGAGACGAUAUGAAGGUCUCCUCUGGAAGAGCUCACGAUUUUUUGGUUGGAAACUCUACUGGAUAGUUCUAGAACAUGGAGUCCUUUCCUGGUAUCGGAGACAAGCUGAUGCAGUGAAUAAUGAUCAUCGUCAGGGAUGCAAGCAUCUAACACAAGCUGUCUGCACGGUAAAAUCUACAGACAGUUGCUUCUUUUCUGUCAGAUGCUUUGAUGAUACCAUUCAUCGUUUCAAGAUCCCUAAAAACAGUCUUCCUUCUCAAACUAGAGAGAGUUGGCUGGAAGCAAUAGAAGACCACUCUGCAUAUAGCACUCAUUACUGCACACAGGAACAGUUGAGUAGUGAUGAUGAGGAAGAUGAUACAGUAUCUGUUACAGAUCUACAAGAUGCUCUGAAAAAAGCACAAACCUGCCAACAAAGGCUCAGUAAAGAGAUUUCAGACUUUCUUGCAAUGGUUAAAUCUUUGGAUGCUACAAAAGGGAUAUCGUCUCCCCUCCUGCAAAAAGUUGAUGUGGUCUCUGAAGUAUCCCAGGAAACAUGUGAGGCUCUGGCUGACUGCCUCAACUUAUUCACAAAGCAAGAAGGGGUGAGGAAUUUGAAACUGGAGCAUGAGCAGGAGAAAAACAAGAUCUUGUCAGAAGCAUUAGAGACACUAGCUACUGAACACCAUGAACUAGAGCAGUCUCUGGUUAAGGGAUCUCCACCUCUCAGCAUCAUCAGUGAAGAGCAGUUCUAUGAUGCUGUUUCAGAUUCAGAAUCUGAAAAAUCAUUAAGUGGGUUUGAAACAACAGCGGCCUACUCAUUAGAGGACAGCAUGGAUUCAAAAGAUAUGAUAACUCCAAGCAUGUCUGAAGAAAAGGUUUGUGGCAGUGGGGAGUCGCUGUCUAACGGGAUCAAAAAGCACAGAACAAGCUUGCCAUCUCCGAUGUUUUCCAGAAAUGACUUCAGUAUCUGGAGUAUCUUAAGAAAAUGCAUUGGAAUGGAGCUGUCGAAGAUCACCAUGCCGGUUAUCUUCAACGAGCCCCUGAGCUUCCUGCAGCGGCUGACAGAAUACAUGGAGCACACAUACCUCAUCCACAAAGCCAGCUCACUCUCCAGCACAACUGAGCGCAUGCAGUGCGUUGCUGCCUUUGCCGUGUCUGCCGUAGCCUCGCAGUGGGAGCGCACAGGGAAGCCCUUCAACCCCCUGCUUGGAGAGACAUAUGAAUUGAUCAGAGAUGACCUUGGAUUUAGACUUCUUUCAGAACAAGUUAGCCAUCAUCCACCAAUCAGUGCUUUCUAUGCUGAAGGUUUAAAUAAUGACUUUGUGUUUCACGGCUCAAUUUAUCCUAAACUCAAAUUCUGGGGCAAAAGUGUGGAAGCGGAACCAAAAGGCACAAUGACUUUGGAGCUUCUUGAACACAGCGAGGCCUACACGUGGACAAACCCUACGUGCUGUGUGCAUAACAUCAUCGUGGGCAAACUUUGGAUCGAGCAGUACGGAAAUGUGGAAAUAACUAACCAUAAAACUGGUGAGAAAUGUGUACUAAGCUUCAAGCCCUGUGGCCUCUUUGGGAAGGAGCUGCAUAAAGUUGAAGGCUACAUUCAGGACAAAAGCAAAAAGAAACUUUGUGCACUGUAUGGGAAGUGGACUGAGUGUUUGUACAGUGUUGACCCAGCUACGUUUGAAGCUUACAAAAAAAAUGACAAGAAAAAUACAGAAGAGAAGAAAAGCAGUAAACAGGUGGGCAAUCCUGAGGAACCAGAUGAGAUGCCAUUGCCAGAUUCUGAGAGCGUGUAUGUUAUUCCUGGGAGUGUUUUGCUAUGGAAGAUAACUCCAAGACCUCCAAAUUCAGCGCAGAUGUAUAAUUUUACUAGCUUUGCUAUGGCUUUGAACGAAUUGGACAAAGAAAUGGAGAGUGUCAUUCCCAAAACUGACUGCCGGCUCCGACCAGAUAUCAGAGCCAUGGAAAAUGGAGAAAUAGAUCUAGCUAGUGAAGAAAAGAAGAGGCUAGAAGAAAAACAAAGGACUGCCCGCAAGAAUCGCUCCAAGUCUGAGGAGGACUGGCAGACGAGUCACCCAUCAUCCCAGAGCCCCAGGUUUGGACACGUCUGCUUUUGUCUUUUUGCUCUGCGUGCUCACUUGAAGUGUUUGGGUUGGUUUGCCCCGAGACUGGUGGAAAAAUAACAUCUUUGUAGUGCUUCCAAGCCAAUGUGCUACGUGCUGGACAGCCUUGCACCUCCCUCUUCCUUUCCAGAGCUCAGAGUGGUCCUAGGUCUCGGCAGCUGUGUUCAAAGCAAGGGAUAGUUGUGCUGGGUUCUUCCAGGUGUAUGAAGUAGCACCUGAGGCUGGAAAUGGGGGAAUUCCCAGGGGGUGAUGCAGAGCAGUGGUUUUCAGAGGGUGUCAUUUGUGCAGAUGCCAUUCGUAAGGUUCCUCAGUUGCUGCUGUGCAAGCACUGUAGACCUGCUCAGCACUCACCUGGGGUACCCUCGAAGAACCCGGUGAUUUCCAGGAUGUUUCUGAAGCUUUGGCAGAAAAUUCCUAGUGUCUGAUCUCUGUGGUAGGAAUGCCAAGUGUAACUGCCUCCAAAGGGUAAAUGUCAAGCGUGUAGGGGAAGGGCUGUGCUUUUAGGGAGAAAAUGCCUACUAUGGAGGGAAACUCUCCUGUCUGUUCCCAGUAAGUCAACUGUAGGCCUUAAUCUGCAGUGUAAUCUAAACUGCUGUGAGCUACUGCAUUCUCCUCACCACAGAAAAGCAGGCUGCUUAGGAGGGAGCAGCUCUGCAAAGUAACCCUAUCCUCCCAAGUACCCAGGGAUUCUUUAAAAACUCGGUUUUGAAUCUGCUUUAGCAGUGGUAUUUGGAUGUGUCUGAAGCAGCAAUUCCUGGUGAACACUUCAUGUUUUAGACACUGACCAGCAGUCUUAGGUCUCGAGAAAAAAAGACUCAUUCAGUUCUGAAACACAGCAGUGGUCUGUUGCUUUGGGUGAAAACCAGUCCCUUCCUUCCCCAUCACUUACCCAGCUCAAACUCAGCUCUUCCCCCUACCUUUCCCCUUCCUGUGGAAGCAGGUGGUUGCUGGAGGAUGGGCACUUUGUCCUGGCCUACGCUGGUGUUAAAGCCACAUAGAAGUGAGGUAUCGGGUGCUAUAAUUCCCUAAUCUGAGAGCUGAGGUAACUGUGCUUACAGCCCUGCCUCUCAGCAAAGGCUUGGCUUUGUGCUCUGGGAAGGGCUGGUGCUACCUGUGAAGUAGGAGGUGACCUGGACACACCACACAGAAUAGUGACUGACACAGCCUCUAGGGAGGUGAUGCUGUGUGUGGUGAACCACGUGCGGGACCAGGGGUGAGGAACUUCUGUUGACUUACCCAGGACAGCAGGAGCCCCAUUGGUGCCUGCAGCUGUUGCUUUGCCACCGUGAAGACAGCACAAGGCAUUUCUUCCUGUACACAUAGAUCUUUGGAGCCAAGCAAGAUCUAUUUCUUAGCUGCCCAGCUUUGACACUGCAAUACUGUGGGCCUUUCUGCUUCUGCCUUUUAAAGAAAUGGAGUAAUAUUUGGUCCAAACGUACUUUAGUUUCUGUUCUGAACCCUUAUAGUACCCUCAAAGGGAAGAGCCAAGGUAAAAUGGGCUGCCUUGUGCAAGCAAGGCUUAUUUGAAGUGUUUGCUGCAGUGAGGCACAGAAAGAAAGAACUGGCUUUUGUGGCCAGUGAGGAGGUGAAAGGAAGCUGGUGGAGUACACGAACCACAGAAACAGCUUCUAGGCAGCUGACGUGCUGUAAACAUGGCUUGGCAAAAUACAGCAGGAAGUUCCAGUGCUGAGGUUUGGUACUGUGUUGUGUGUGCUGCUGAGGCAGCAGCUGCAGUGCCUCGGCCCAAACAGAAAGCAGUGUUCAGAGUCUGCCAGAAAUGGGCAUGGGCAAGGGGGGAAGGACAAAGUUCUGUGCCACGGUGACAUGAGAUGGGGUUGUACUCCUCACUGGAGAACACUUGCCAGUGAAAUGGCCUUGUAAGUAAGUGCACCUUCCUUUACAGCUCCAGAGCCCCUCUCUCCAAAGGUUAUAUAUGUGUGUCCCAGGAAUGGACAGUGACAUAUACAGUGACCCUGGGUUAGAUGGGAGGAAAGGAAAGGCGGAAGGAGCUCAAGUUCCAUGAUCCUAUCACCCACCACCUUAGUCAGAGCUUGCAAGCAACUCCCUGCAGCUCUCUGGACACUCAGAUCCAGUACCAACAGGGUCAUAAAAGCAGUGAGGAUGUUCCAGGCCAGGGCGUGUGGGUCACAGGGCACCUGUGCCAAGAGCAGCUGGCACGCUGGGUCCCAGCUCCAGGCACUGCAGAACAAGGCUUUACAAAACCAAAGGGAAACCUACAUCCAGGGGAAAGCGCGCUUUUCUGGUUUCAGGACUGCAGUGCUUGUGGUGUUUAUGUGUCUUGUAAAAACUGUUACUGCUUAUGCAUGUCAAAAUGAUUGUUCACAACUGCUUUGAGGUAAUACUGUACCUGUCCUUUGCUGGAUGAGUCUUGCUGGCUUUGAGUGGUUGGUCGUUUUCCUGGGAGACACUGAAGCGGCGUGACAAAGGGACAGCUCUGUCCUCUGAAGAUGACUUCAAAUUUACUUACAAAUUUAAAACCCAGAGGGCUGCUGCAGCCCCAGUCCCGAGGCUGAGCAGCCGCCUGCCACACGUGCCGCAAAGCAGUUCUGAACGUGUGCAGCAGCGUGUGUGAACAGCUGCCCUAACGUGCCGUCUCCUUCC